GUCUAUUGAUCGUAGAUGGUAGAUUAGUGGUCCCAGAGACAACUAAUGUCAUGACAGUCCAUCGUAUCACAUUAAUUUUGCCAAAUCCCAGCUCUCAUAGCAAUCUCAGAGAUCUGCACGGUGUGCACAAUUAUCCUGGAGAUGAAUUGGGGUAUUUGGUAGCCCUCUGA
Messenger RNA from Cetraspora pellucida, 170 nucleotides. NCBI's taxonomy places the organism in Eukaryota, Fungi, Glomeromycota, Glomeromycetes, Diversisporales, Gigasporaceae. The record is from the annotation of a GenBank genome assembly.